This is a messenger RNA of Suillus bovinus, 300 nucleotides long. RefSeq lists its product as uncharacterized. Lineage: Eukaryota; Fungi; Basidiomycota; Agaricomycetes; Boletales; Suillaceae. The record is from RefSeq and is a predicted model, not a curated record. The transcript is spliced from 2 exons. The annotation marks the transcript as partial.
GUCAAACGAUCUCAGCAUGCCGACAUCAUUGAUGAGUCUUUGUCAUUGCUGAAGAAAAAUGAUGCCACUGCCGCCGUCAUUCGACUUGACACAAUGUUGCCCACACUGCGUGAUAGAUCGUUGCACUGGCUUAUCAAUGGCUAUCACGCCAUUAACAAGCCAAACAUUGUUAAACAAGCAUUUUUUCAAUGCAAGGCUGGCACUUCAUUCAACCUCUCCUUUGAGAGUCUUACCAGCCGCGAAGUGCUUCAAAUGCUGCAUGAUGUAGAGAAGAACAACGUCGAGACAUGGGACCGAAUC